AUAUUUUCUUUCUUCUUUCGUCAUGUACCGACUCACAUGUAUUUGAGAACGAGAAACGAUAACGAAGGAAACCACGAGAAAUAUGGUGGCUAAAGGAGAAUUUUAGACGGUGUUCUUUUGUUCAUGCGAUAUAGUAGUGAAUUUUAUCAAAUGUUAAGGUGUAACCGUUGAAAUCUUUUGUAAGUACAAGACCAGAAAUUGGAAAUGUCUACAAUGCAUUUUGUGGUCCAUCCUUUGCCUGGCACAGAGGAUCAACUAAUAGACAGGCUUCGAGAAGUGGCGGACCGUUGGAACAGAUAUGGAACGGGCGCCGGCUCCUCUGCACUCAGCUCUUUGCGUGGAGUGCGUGCUGUGGCAGCCGGGCCGGCUCAUAUCGCCUGCUUACUCGAAGAUGGGACGAUAUGUCGCGCAGCUUUCUCCAUCAUUCCUGACAGGCUGGAUCUGAGCAAAACAGAUGCUAGUAAAAAUGGCGGGAAUGGCGGAGGAGGUAGCGGCGGUGGGGGGACAAGUGGCGGGAAGCAAGGAGGAAGCGGAGGCGGUUGUGGCUCUCGCCAACAACCACGUACUAGAGCUCGUAUCAUGAGGAAUUCUAUACGGGCUGCGCCCAGUUCACAAGGUUCGACAAGCCGCGCUACGGGUGUUAUAAUCGGAGCAUCGGGUUCUGGACGCGUGGUGUCAGUGCCGGCGCCGUUCGUGCCAGAAGAUCUCGUUACUCAAGCGCAGGUAGUGCUUCAGGGCAAGAGCAGGAGCCUCAUUAUUAGAGAAUUACAGCGUACAAAUUUGGACGUGAACCUGGCGGUAAACAACUUGCUGUCGCGUGACGAUGAAGAGGGUGAAGAGCCGGAGGGUGGUGAGGGGGGCGACGGGUACGUGCCCGAGGACCUCAUCUCGCUGCUGGACGGCGGCUUUCAUGCGGCGCAGCAGGACCAGUCCGUCAUCAUUGACGCUGACACCAUGUUCUCGGAGGACAUCUUCGGGUACGCGGCCAUCAGAAGCCGCAGCGGGGGCGGUGGUGGCGGCGGCAGCAGUGGCGGCCGCGGCGGCGCCAGUCGGGAGAGUAGCAGCUCCACGCAGGAGCGUCCGUCGGAGUUCAGCCGGUGGCGCGAGCGCCAGUACUUCGGCCCACGUAGGUGGCUCGAAUCAGCGCUGCGUGAUACCUCGUGGGAUAAAGAUGGAACUGAAAGCAAGAAGAAGGACUCUGCGAUGUCCGCUUCGCCGCUGUGGGUGUCGGAGGAGCUUGAGUACUGGGACAGCAACAUCCGGUUUACGCACAUCGCAGCCACUUACAGCGAGCUCAUCGCGAUUUCCACGCAGGGACAGUUGCAUCAGUGGCGCUGGGCAGACGCUCAUCCAUAUCAGCGGAAUGAUGGCUCGAGCUCUACAAACGCGUACCAUCCACGCGCUAACUGGCUGGGCCUGGCCUCGGGCGAGCGCAUCGUGAACAUCAGCGCGGCCGGCAUCCGCGUGUCGGUGCUCACCGACUCCGGACGUAUCGCCACCUUCCUUGAUGAAUCUAUUGCUCACGCACCUGGUGCGUCUCGUCUGGAGCACCCUCUACAACCAUUUAUGGAAUUUGGAUCUGACAAAGCAGUUUCUCUGCAUGUGUGCUCUUUGUAUACUGUGGCGAGACUCGAUUCUGGAGCAUUGUAUUGGUGGGGCGUAUUGCCGCUAGGUCAGCGAGCUCGCCUGUGGGAGAAGCAUCGCGCACGUUCCCGCAAGCAGCAGCGCGGACACUCGUCCACUACGCCGCAGGACCUGCAGGCUGGCCAGAGCGUUACCAUGAAGAACGCUCCCAUGUACCAGCCGGGAGCUAUCGGAUUCAACAUGUCAACUGGAGUGCCAAAAGUAGGCAUCUUACAGAAUGCUGCUUGGAAUCUCUCUGACAUGUGUCGCUUCAAACUACUGCCGCCUCCGCAACCUGACCGUUCUGUUUCCGACAAAGACAAGAGAGAUCUACAGAAUCAGUCUCCACUCACGGUUUCGUCAGUGAAGGCUUCGUCUAGCAGCAGCAGCAAGGACGCAGGCAAAGACAGCAAUAAAGACAUGGCUGACAGACUCGACAUGCCGCCGCCGCCCAGUCCGGCGUCAUCUACCUGCAGCGACACUAGCACUUCACACAAACGUGCAAAAAGAGUGACUGUGCGCGGCGAGGAAGGUUCGUCUAACGAUGGCUCCAAACGCGACGAGGAAGAGUGGCCACUCAAGGAGGUCGUAUUCCUUGAGGAUGUAAAGAGUGUUCCGCUUGGCCGGGUCCUGAAAGUCGACGGCGCUUACGCGGCAGUGCGAUUCCCUACUAUAGGGAAAGAUGGCAAAGAAGUUGUGCCAUCAGCGCCAGACGACUGGACUACCUUGUUACAAGAUUGCCGUCUCGUAAGGAAAGAUGACUUGAUUGCCGUGAAGUGGGGCGCAGGCGGUGCCGGUCCCCGCGGCCCUGAUUGCCUCCAACGUUCGCCGAGGAAGAUCGCGCUUCCCCCUGAGAUACAAGUCAUCACUAUUGCUGUGGACAAUCGCGGCGUUCACGCUGUGGUCCGUCGGCCGGGUGGCACGCUUGCAUACGCUGUAUACGCGGUGGGCACUACGCGGGCCCUUACUGACAGCACAUUCCCUACUGACAAUAAUGCACUUCUGGGAUACUCCAAUGGACAGGCUAUCCAGCUAGCUACAGCAGCGGAAGGCAGCGAGCCAGUGGUGAUGAUGUUAGAUGGCAACAGCGCACUGUACCCGGUGUCGCGCGACUGCGUGGGCAUGGUGCGUGAGCCGCCCGCGCUCAACGUGUCGCCCGCGCGCGCACUGGUCGCGCACGCGUUACCGCUGCACCCGCACGCUGCGCACCAGAACCAUCACAACCACCAUAACGCGCUCAAGUCGCAGGUUGCCCUGAUAAUAAUUGUGCCAGAGCCGCAGCUUAUGAUGCCCCGCGUGCUCCGCUGCGAUCUUGAUGGAGUGCGUCAGCUGCUGCAUCAACUGGAAACUGAUAAUAACAAGCAACAAAUCCUGGCAAUCCUACAGGAGCGCUGUGACGGCAACCGGAAUAUACUCCAUGCUUGCGUUCACAUGUGCGCACCUACAUCCAACAAGGAGCCAGACAUUGUGGAAAAUUCUAUGCCGAACUUAGCUGGGGGCACCGGUGGCAAUAGUACUAAUGCUGAGGAGGCGGUGCCAGCGAUCUCGUGGCCGCCAGAGACGUUCGAGGCUUCCGGCGACGAAGAUAGCUUGAUGGGUCUUACAAAUAAUGGCAAAAUGUCCGGCAGCAGUAAUGGUGCAGGCGCGGUUAGCUCGGACCCAGCGGAACGUCGUGGUAACGCUCUGGCAGCCCUGCGCGCUUUAUGUGAAAGCACUACCUUACAGCCGUACCUCAUGCAGCUGCUCACUGCUAAGGACGGUAUGGGUCAGACACCAUUGAUGGCGGCGGUGGCGGAGCGCGCGUAUCGAGCGGCACUGGUAAUCCUGGACGCGAUUCGCGCGUGCACUGAUGCAGACGAGACUCAGCGCUCAGAGGCAAUCUUCCCACCCAACGCGCACCCCGAUCAUUCGCCGCUCCUUGUGCUUUGUUGCAAUGACACCUGCAGCUUCACCUGGACUGGGCAAGAGCACAUAAAUCAGGACAUAUUUGAAUGUAAGACGUGCGGCCUGACUGGAUCACUUUGCUGUUGCACAGAAUGUGCUAAGGUAUGCCACAAAGGACACGAUUGCAAGUUAAAACGUACCUCACCGACCGCAUACUGUGAUUGCUGGGAGAAGUGCCGUUGCAAAGCACUCGUCGGUGGCAACUGGGCGGCACGCUGCGACCUUUUGGCCAGACUGGCGAGAGAUACACAGCUUGCAACACAUUUUAACUCAAGGGGCGAGUCAAUCCUCCUAUUCCUGGUGCAGACAGUGGGUCGACAGGCGGUGGAGCAGCGCCAGUUCCGCGCCGGUGGCGGCAGAGGUCGUGGCCCGCGCAAACAGCCCGGAUCUGACGCUGAAGUCGAUGCACCCGAUCAUGACCUCGAACCACCUAGAUUCGCUCGACGUGCCCUUUUGCAUCUAUUGGGCGACUGGCCAGCGGUGGAGGCGGCGGUGAUGUGUGGAGCGGCGGGUGGUGCGGGGAGUGGUGGCGGCGCGUCGGAGGAGGCGCGCCCUGCCGGCCGCGCGCCUUCACGCGCUGCCAGCCCUGCGCCGCACCAGUCGGGCACCACGCUGCUCGACAAGUUUACGCACGCACUUAUAGUCAAGUGCACCAAUGAGAUGCUGGAUACCUUGCUGCAUACUUUGAUUCGCGAACAACAAAAUGACACCAUUCCGGGACGCGCAGAGCGGGCGCGCGAGGUUGCGCGCCGAUUCGUACGGUCUGUUGCCAGAAUAUUUGUUAUAUUCAGUGUUGAAAUGGCCCCCGGCGCAGCAAAAAAGAAAGGGCCUUUAUCAAUAACAUCGUCUCUGGUGCGCUGCCGGCGUGUUUUCGCCGCUUUAGUGGCUCUUUCUGUGGAAGAACUAGUCGAAGCCGCGGAUGCUCUUCUCGCCCCGGUUCGUCUCGGUGUCGUGCGGCCAACGGCUCCUUUCCCUUUGGCGACAACUUACGUGGACCUCGUCAAUGGAAGUGAAGACCUCUUUGGAGUAGAGCCACUUUCUACAGGGCAUUCGCGCCUGGCUCAUGCACGCAGGGAAUCAAAUGCAACUGGAAGCCGCGGUGCUGCUGCAGGAGGCACAUCAAUGGGCAGCUCGACAUUGGUGCCCGACCGAUCAUCGACGCCUGUCGCGACCGAGUACGCUGACGAUGUAGCCGGCGAGGCGCUGGGAGGCGACGAUGACGCCUCGGAGACCGAUGAGCCAAAUGUACCCGCGCCUGUGCCGCCGCCGGACGCGCAACACCACGAUGAUGCAAUGGGCGAGAGGGGACAAGAACAGCAUGUGGUAGUUGAAAACGGAACUGAGCGCGCUGAAGGUGGUGAAAGUGAGAGCGAGUUGGAUUUGCUAGCUGAAGUGGAAACAGAGAGCGACUCCGAUGAUCAGGACAACGCUGAAUCGGCUCAGCGCAGUGUUCAAACUGGAGCCACGCAGGGUUCGGAUGCCGGCAUAGCGUCGCUGCUUCUGUACCCGGAGGACUCAAGUGGGGACUCCACGCAGCCAGAAGACGAAGACUCUGAGGCGGGCGAGACCGACGAGCCCGAUGGCGAGGCGGACCCACCGCUGCAUGACGGCGAGACGCUGGAGCGCCGCGCUGCGCCCCCCGCCAGACCCAAUCUCGCGCCGCACUCCAUGCAGUGGGCUAUACGUUCGCGUGAGAGUUCUCGCGGCACGAGUGGCAACACGGGCGGUGUGCGUCUCACUGGCGGCUCGUCACUUGUGUUCAUCGACCCAGCGUCGCUGCGCCGUUCGGCUGCCGCUGCCGCCGCUGGAGCACAUGACCCUCACUCCACAUCCACUACAGCUUCUUGUUUAGCCAGAGCUUUUGGCAUCGUAAUCCGCCAAAUUGCUGACCUACUGUGGGAGUAUGAACGCGUGACUUUGCCACUGCCCCGAAUGGUGCCACUCGUAUAUCGCGAAGCUCUUCGCCUCCAAUGUUAUCUCGAGAGGCAACUAAAACCAACUUGGGACUGGCUUGUUACUGUUAUGGAUGCUACUGAGGCACAGCUUAGAUUUGGUGCUUCUUUGACGUCGAACAACGCUGGAACAUCUGGUACAGAUACUAAUAGGUCGAGUGUGCCAGCUACGCGGCGAACUCCGUCUCUUACCUCGCCUGCGACGCGGAUUAUUGGAUUUUCGGAAGGGCCACGAGCUAGAGAUAGGGAACAAGGUGUAGAAGCUGGUAGCGCGCGACGCGAGUUCCUGGCGUAUUGCUUGUCGCUGCUACGCGCGCACAGCGCUGAGCACGCGGAGCAACUGCCAGUGCUGGACGUGGCGGCGCUCAAGCAUGUCGCGUACGUGCUCGACGCGCUCGUUUACUACAUGCGCGCCGCGCAGCCGCAGCCGCACCACCACCAACACCUAUGGACACAGGAUGAGAAUGAGAAUGAAGAGGGCGACGAAGAAAUGGUGGUUGGUGGCGGCGCCGCCGCUGAGUCUGACAGCGAGAGUGAGGGAGCUCGCGGCCGUGCGCACUCCUUCUUCCAACGAUCUGACUCUACCUUGUGUCUCGGCUGUCCUCCACCGGAUCCUUUCAACAUGACAAUGCAAGACGCUCUGCCGCUGGCGGACCAGCCGCAGCUGCUGCAGCCGAACGCUCGGCGCGAGGAGCUGUUCGGUAUGCCACGGCAGCUGGUCACCGUGCCGCCCGCCGGCGACGCGCCGCCGGGAGUCAACAACCCGCUUGAAGGUACAUUGGUUCCGCGUCGUCUUGGCUUAUCUACGCGCGGCACAGAUCGCGGAUGGUCGCCACCGACGCGGCCCGCGUCUGCACCGCCCACGCACAACCACACAUUGACCAGAGAUGAACCACAGGAUUUGUCAUGCACGAAAGACACAGCAACAAAAAUGGACAUUGACACAGAUGGUGAAUACCUAUCGGAUUCAGAUUCUAACGAAACAAAGAACAUACCAAGAAAGAAACACCAUAGACACCCUCAUACAAUGUCUUCCAGCAGUAACAUAGAGGAGUCUAAUACACAACCUUCAGAAUUCCACACGUUGGUGAAUACUGUGUGUUCCAUCAUCGAGGCGCCACAUCAGCAGAACAUACCUGUCACUAAUUCACCCGGUCCGAGCGGGUCAGGCAGCGCCGCCGUCGAAUCACGUGCUUCUUCCUCACGGAGCCCUGGGAAGACUGUUAUUGUACGUGCUGGAGAACUGUUGAGCGCGCCAGAUCCAUUGGAAUCGCAAGAAAUUUCGGCCCACGUGACUGUGGAAACCACAGGCCUUCCGCCGCCGCCGCUGUUGCCGUCGCUCUCUACGCCUUCGCAACCACGCGCCUGUCCGUCACUUGGUGCUUCAGUAUCGCAUGACUUGCUGCUCGGACGAUGGCGGCUUUCGCUCGAUCUGUUUGGGCGCGUGUUUACGGAGGACGUUGGCUUGGAGCCCGGCUCUGUGGUCGCUGAACUCGGUGGCUUCCCCGUCAAGGAGGUCAAAUUCCGCAGGGAUAUGGAGAAGCUAAGGAAUUCGCAGCAGCGAGAUUUGACUUUGCAUAAGAUGGAGCGCGACCGAGCUAAGCUACUGCAACAGACAUUUGCCGAGCUAAACAGCGCGUUUGCAGGACAGAACCGGCGCGCUCACAGUGCACAGCCGCCGCUUGCCGUUAACCGCGUAAAAGUCACCUUCCGCGACGAGCCUGGCGAGGGCAGCGGCGUCGCCAGGUCCUUCUAUACCAGUGUCGCCGAGGCUCUGCUGGCAAAUGAAAAACUACCACCUCUAGAGUCAACGACAGGUAGCGGGAGCAACAGCAGUAACAGUAAUGGCACUUCUGGCUCUGCCGGUGCUGCCACUGGAGGAACAAGUGGCAAUAGUAGUGCACGUGGCGGAGGUCGGGCGCGGUCCAAGGAAGCUGCGCGCCGAGCCGGCGCACGUGCCGCAGCGCCCCGCGCGCCUGCCGCCCGCGAGCCACGCCGCGUGCUUAGCGUGGACGCUCGACCCUACUCACCGCAGGCCGCACCGGGUACGGAGGGCGCAGGAUACAGCGGAGACCGAUCCGGGGGACAUAACGACCACCUCACACAUCAUCAGGCACAACUCGGCGAACGACUUUAUCCAAGAGUGCACUCUCUACACCCUACUUUUGCUGGGAAAAUAACAGGAAUGCUCUUGGAAUUGACACCAGCACAACUUUUAGUACUUCUCGCAAGUGAAGACGCGCUGCGACAGAAAGUGCGCGAGGCUAUGGAUCUCAUUGUGAUGCACCCUUCUGAGGCAAUACUAGAUCUAGAUGUGUUCUCCGUCUCGGAGCGCGGAGGCACAGGCGCAGCGGGAGGCGCAAGCAGCGGCGGCAGCACAGCAGGCGCGGGCGCGUCCGUUUCAGGCGCGGCCACCGCUACGCCCGACGACGCUGCGCCGCUCUUCUAUUCGCCCGGCAAGCGCGGCUAUUACUCGCCAAGGCAAGGUCGUGCUACACCCGAACGAAUCAACGCAUUUAGAAAUGUUGGCAGGAUAAUCGGAUUGUGUCUCCUUCAGAAUGAAUUGUGUCCCAUGUUCCUGAAUAGACAUGUGCUGAAGUAUGUGCUUGGUCGGCCUGUUCGCUUCCACGAUUUGGCUUUCUUUGACCCAGUAGUUUACGAGAGUCUCCGGCAACUUGUUGUCGAUGCCGAAACUGGCGAUUCACAUUCACUCUUUGCUGCUCUUGAUCUCAACUUUAGCUUGGAAAUGUGCGAAGAGGAAGGAGGUGGAUGCGUGGAGCUGGUGCCCGGAGGUCGUGAAUUAGAGGUGACAGCUCACAAUGUUUAUGACUACGUGCGCAAGUAUGCUCAACAUCGUAUGCUGCUCUCACAGGAGAAGGCACUUGAGGCAAUGCGUGUUGGAGUUCUUGAUGUGUUGCCUGAAUCGGCGCUAGAAGGUUUAACUGCUGAAGAUCUACGGCUUCUGCUGAAUGGCGUUGGCGAUAUAAAUGUUACUGCACUUGUCUCAUAUACUAGUUUUAAUGAUGAGAGUGGUGAGCCUCCAGAGAGACUCGCACGCUUCAAACGUUGGCUUUGGGCGAUCGUCGACAAAAUGACACAUUUAGAAAGACAAGAUCUCGUUUACUUCUGGACCGGUUCACCUGCCUUGCCUGCUUCCGAAGAAGGGUUCCAGCCUAUGCCAACAGUGACGAUACGGCCUGCGGACGACGCGCACUUGCCCACCGCCAAUACUUGUAUUUCGCGACUUUACAUACCGUUGUACUCCUCGCGACAUGUGCUCAAACACAAACUAUUGCUAGCCAUCAAAACUAAAAAUUUCGGUUUCGUCUAGAUUUUGGGCUACCAUUGAUAGGUAUGUCAUUUAGUUUUAAGCCCAGUCAUGCAAGACUGCCGUGGUAUUUGUAGUGUCUGAUUAUGUAAAAAUGACUCUUUGUAUUUUACAAAACGCCAUAUUAACUUGCGAUAUUGAUCAUUUACGAGCUAUAUAGUACGUUCAGUACAAACUUACGAAAGUGUAUGUGUUAUUUUCGUUAUUCAACUAACAUUUACAUGACUGGGUACAUUUGACUGAAUAGUAAUAUUCAAUAUGUUGUAACUCUUUGUCAAAGUCCCGAUGCGUUAGUCCGCACAAGUACAUAGUAAUUUUUAAACUAAUAAGCUCAUAGACCAUAAGUAUUUAAUUGUUAUCUAAAAACAUAAAUCACAACUGGAUUCCUAACUGCAUAUAUAAUUUUGGAGUAAACAAAUCAGGGAAACCAUUAUUAUCAAUAUUGUCAUAAUAUAUUAAAUUGUUUUCAUUCAAACUAUUUUUAUAUAGAGGCCUAAAACAAAAACAGUUGCAUUUGAUUGCUUCAUUUGUUUAUAUUAUUUAUUAGGAUCUAGCUUGAUGGCAAGCAAGGCAGCAUAUAAAAUAUUCAACAUUUUACCUGUUUAUAUAGCUUUGUUAUUUUAUAUAGUGAAAAUUAUCUAAGGUAGAGUAUGUUGGGUAUACUGCUACGAUUUGUUGGGUUCGCUUGGGCUGAGGCGUCGGAUCCGAGCAAUGACGGUUUUGUGAUAUCAUAGGGAAGUAUUUAUGCGCCUCAUUUCUCUAAAUUUAAGAAUAUAAUUAGAUUUUCCUUUGAUUAGUUGUAUGAUUCACAAUAAACAAUCUCAAAACCGCUUA
Molecule: messenger RNA, 9681 nt
Organism: Manduca sexta (tobacco hornworm)
Lineage: Eukaryota; Metazoa; Arthropoda; Insecta; Lepidoptera; Sphingidae
Gene: hyd
Product: E3 ubiquitin-protein ligase UBR5
Exons: 50
Coding region: 205-8850 (2881 amino acids)
Biological process (GO): regulation of double-strand break repair; protein polyubiquitination; DNA damage response
Cellular component (GO): nucleus
Molecular function (GO): zinc ion binding; ubiquitin-protein transferase activity; RNA binding
Source: RefSeq, a predicted model, not a curated record